ACCAGAACUCAGACUUUACCCAACAAUGACAAGGUAAGAAAUGACUAGUUUUGAUAUUGAUAAAAAAGAAGUUAAUCUUUUCUGCCGUUUGGGAACAUCAUGUGCGUAUCUUUUGUUACAUACAGAGAUAUUGAUAUUCUGAAAAAAAUAGUAAUUUCUGCAGGAUGACCAUUGUUGUCUUUUUUCUGUUCUAAAGUCAUUGAAGCAAUUGCAUUCAUUUAUUUACCUACAAAUAACAAUCAUCUGCAGCUAUACUUAUUCUAUCAUUGAGCUCUGAGAUGGGGCGUAACUCUGACACGUAUUUCUCUUCUCUUUGCGAUGGGAAACUUGAAUCUAACUGAUUUGAUGGCGCUUUGUUACGUUGCUAGCAAGUUGUCAGUAAUUUAUUGAAUGUUCACUGUGUCGACGAUGGUUUCUAGAUUGAAGAACAAUUUCAGUACAACUCAGUUGAUAUCCGUUCACUGUGUUCUACGUUGUUUUGGAUACAGUAAUCUGCAGUCAAGAGAUACUGUACAUUAAAACUGAUUUGGGUCGCUGUCCAUGGUGCUGAAUAAAUCUUUAUUCUGAUCUCUGUAUUGCUAUUUUUGUGCUGUCUGUGGUGCUGAUUUUGCAGGUUAUUUUCCAUCUCUCAGUGAAUACAUACUAUAGCCAUGAAAAAGAACAUGAACAACAAGACCAAUUUAUUAAACUACAUAUUUCUCAGAUUUGUCUUCUAUGAAUUGUAUACCCGUUGAGCUCAAGUCUUCCAAAAUCAACCCAUAUAUUUUAGUAGUUUAUUCAGCAUAUAUUUUCUCUUUGAUGCCGUUUACUGUAUAGUAUGAUAUAAAACAUAAUGUGUGUGUUUUGGGCCGUAUUUCUGCAUACAAACGUGUCAUGAGAUGUCGCUAGAGACCACGCAACAAUAUCGUGUUCGCUGUUCAGAAACUCCUCCUCCAUGUAUGACAGAAAAGAACACGUCACCAUCUGGCAGUGCUUUGUGGAAAUUGCGUAUAGAUGAGUGAAGCCCUGACGAGAGAGAGGACAGGGAUGGAUACAUAAGAAAGGCUAUUUUUUAUUUUCGUGGAGAGUGCAAAAGGAAAAAAACAGGAUUCGUUGCUUUUGCCUGAACAGCGAUGGCAGCUCAGGAGCAAUGGGAUAAUAUCGGAGGUCUGUUGUUCACUCUGCUUUGUCUCUGCGACUGGUCCGUGGCUCAGAUAUCAUAUUCGAUUUCAGAGGAGGUGGACAAAGGGACCGCGGUGGGAAACCUCGCUAAGGAUUUAAAUCUAAAUGUGCAGCAACUCCAUUCCACGGGACUUCAGAUCACCUCUGGAUACAAAAAAAAGUAUUUUGACAUAAAUCAUGAUUCUGGAGCACUUUUUGUUAAUGAGAGGAUAGAUCGGGAGGAGCUUUGUCCUAAUACGGUAACAUGCUCUUUAAACAUAGAAGCCGUAUUGAGUAACCCUCGCAGACUCCAUCGAAUUGAAGUUGCUAUUAAUGAUGUCAAUGACAAUGCACCGUCUUUUCUGCAAGAAAUAACUACAAUAUAUAUGUCUGAAAAUUCCUAUGUCGGAGAAAGGCAUCCACUGCCGACAGCUUAUGACGCAGACUUAGGUGCUAACUCGGUGAAGACUUACAAAUUAAACUCGAAUGAUCAUUUCUCUUUGGAUGUACAGAACAUUGGUGACCAGAGUGUGUCUGCUGAGUUGGUGCUGCAGAAAGCGUUAGAUCGAGAAAAACAGGCUAUUAUUGAACUCACACUGACUGCAAUAGACGGAGGAAAACCUCCCAAAACGGGGACUUUACAGAUACAAGUUAAUGUACUGGAUGUUAAUGACAAUUCACCCAUGUUCAGUCAAUCUCUUUAUAAGGUCCAAGUUGCUGAAAAUGCAAAUACUGGAACAAAGUUAUUAGCACUGUCAGCUACUGAUUUAGAUGACGGGGUGAAUAGUCAGAUUGUGUACUCGUUCACAGAAACGGGGCGUUUAAAUCCUGAUGACAUAUUUGCCCUGAAUGAUAGUACUGGAGAAAUCACCGUUAGAGGUAAUAUUGAUUAUGAGGAAAAUCAAGCAUAUGAGAUUCGUGUUCAAGCACGAGAUAAAGGCGCUCCUCCCCGCAGUGCACACAGCAAGAUUUUAGUCGAAGUUAUUGAUGUCAAUGAUAAUGCUCCAGAAAUCUCGGUUUCAUCACUCAUGAGUCCAGUGAAAGAGGACGCUGAAAUAGGCACAGCUGUUGCAAUGGUGACUAUCACUGAUAACGAUGGCGGUAAAAACGGUCUGACAAACUGUAAAAUUACAGGCUUUGUGCCAUUUAAAUUAAAAUCUAAUUAUAAAAACUAUUAUUCUUUGCUUGUUGACGGGCCUCUUGACAGAGAGAGUGUUUCCCAGUUUAAUGUAUCAAUAACAGCGUCAGAUGAAGGAACUCCCUCGUUGUCGAGCACAAGCGUCAUUACUGUUCAAGUUUCUGACGUUAAUGACAAUCCUCCUCGAUUCCUGGAGCCUCUCAUCAAUGUUUAUGUGAAAGAGAAUGGCCCAAUAGGAACUACUAUACAUAUACUGACGACACUAGAUUCAGAUUUGAAUGAAAAUGAAAAAGCAACGUACCGCUUAAUAAACAGUUCUCCGAAGGCGACACACAUAGCUUCAAUGGUGAAUAUCAAUUCAGAGACUGGAGACAUAGUCAGUCUGCAGUCUUUUAACUAC
Molecule: messenger RNA, 2678 nt
Organism: Anarrhichthys ocellatus (wolf-eel)
Lineage: Eukaryota; Metazoa; Chordata; Actinopteri; Perciformes; Anarhichadidae
Product: protocadherin gamma-C3-like
Exons: 1
Biological process (GO): homophilic cell-cell adhesion
Cellular component (GO): plasma membrane
Molecular function (GO): calcium ion binding
Source: RefSeq, a predicted model, not a curated record